GCGGCGCAGUGUCUCGGCGGCGGCGGGAUGAACGGGACGGGCCGGGGGUCGUGCGAACGCGGCGGAGCUCUGCCGGCGGGGGCCCGGCCCCUGGUCAGCGCCCUGAUGUUCUCCGCCGGGCUCCUGGGCAAUCUCCUGGCGCUGGGGUUGUUGUUGCGCUGCCGGCGAGGUUCCCGCGGCCGCCCGCCUUCCCUUUUCCACGUCCUGGUGCUGGCCCUGGUGGUCACCGAUCUGCUGGGCACCUGCUCCGUCAGCCCCUUCGUCCUGGCUUCCUACCACCGCAACCGCACCCUGACCGCCCUCGCCCAAGGAGGACGCAUCUGCCUCUACUUCGGCUUCGCCAUGAGCUUCUUCGGCCUCGCCACCAUGCUCAUCCUCUUCGCCAUGGCGCUGGAGCGAUGCCUGGCCCUGGGGCGGCCUUACUUCUACGAGCGCUUUCUCAGCCCCCGCGCAGGCUUGGUCGCCCUGCCCGCCGUCUACACCUUCUCCGCGGCCUUCUGCUCCUUGCCGCUGGUGGGCUUCGGGCGGUACGUGCAGUAUUGCCCCGGCACCUGGUGCUUCAUCCAGAUGCACCUGGACUACCUCCGGCACAACGGCGGCGGGGAGGCGUCCGGGUCGGACGUCACCUUCUCGCUUCUCUACGCCACCCUGCUCCUCUUCCUCAUCCUCUCCGUGCUGCUCUGCAACCUCAGCGUCAUCGCCAACCUGGCCCGCAUGCACCGCCGCGGGCAGAAGACCCGCCGGCUGGCCACGCUCGAGCAGCCCCGGGCGGCCGGCAGCUGCGGCCGGCGCAUGUUGUCCAUGGCCGAGGAGAUCGACCAUCUCCUCCUCCUCUCCAUCAUGACCAUCACCUUCGUCAUCUGCUCCCUGCCGUUCACGAUCCGCGCCUACGUGAACAAGUUCAGCGACGCGGAGGACAACCACAGCUGGGACCUCCUAGCCCUGAGAUUCCUCUCCAUUAAUUCCAUCGUCGACCCUUGGGUCUUCGCCAUCCUCAGGCCGCCGGUCCUGCGGUUCAUGCGCUCGGUGCUGUGCUGCCAGGUGACCCCCGCGAGCCAGGACAGACUGACUCCGUCCCCCGCAAAGACAAAACUGGCAGCACGGCUGGACCCCGGUGGGCAGUAGAUCCAUCGGCCAUUCCAGGAGACAUCUGCCAGGCGAAGCACAGCCCUGACAGAUGUUAACGAAGCUCUGCCUUACGGCCCAUAAAGAGACGUAUCUGCUGCAGGGUGGGCCAGGUACGGGUGGCCCGGCCGGGUGUCACCACGUGUCUGGGAAGCCCUUGGAAAGCCAGUGCGGUCUCUCACAGGGCAAAAAAAUACGGUGGGACAAGAUCGGAAGGGCUGAUGAGUACCUGGAUAUCGCUGUCGCCCUUAGACGGGGCUGCUCCCGCCCGGCGAAGGGUGCAGGCUGCGUUCAGCGGGACAGUCGGGGGGGGUGAAGCAUGGGGGGCUUUGCUAUAACACUACUGCUGGGGGGGGGGUGUCGGGGAGCAGAGCUUCCUGCUGGUGUGCUUGCCAGCAAGGUCCCCACGGUCGUUUCGGGCUGAAGGCAGUGUGCGGGCAGGGGUACGGGUCCUGGAGAUGGGGCUGGGUGGCCACCGUUGCUGCAAGCACCCGUCUCUGCCCCCAGGUCCCUAGGGAUCGGGUAGGAGAAGAAGGGAGCAGUGUAUCCCCGAAUAUUCCCCUUUAUUCGGUAGGCUGGUUGCCUAAGGAAAUGCACUUUAUCAGGUCUGUGUGCAUGUGUCUGUCUGUCCCCCGCUCCAGGGAUUUUAGGCUCCGGUGGGUGCCGGCCCACCACGUCUGAGGGGCACUGGGCAGAAAAAAAAGCCAAAUUGUGGCACUUCCCUAGUGCUGUGACGGCAGCAGAGCUGCGUGGCCCCUCCUGAGCACCCAUUUUUGCAAUUUUCUUUGCCCUGUAGUUUGCGCGGGAGCUGACAAGGGGAAUAAAGAGUCCGACCAGGGAACGAGAGGUUUCGGUCACAGCCGUGCACUUUACCCACAUGCAGGGUGAUGCUGCUGAUGGGUUUUGGGUUGGCACGGAGGAGGGCUCAUCCUCCCGGGCUGCCUGGCAAAGUGGUCUCAACUGCCCUCCCACCGGCUUGGGACAAACCUGCUCAGGGACAUCACGUCUCUAGAGGUUUAAUUUAAAAAAAACCCCAACACCCAAAACCCAACGAAACCAAAAAACCCAAGUGCAGAAACAUCCAGGUCACCAAUCCUGCCCCGUCGGGCAGCAUCCUUCAGCGACGCUAUUUUGUUUCGUGGGAUGCCUGUUGCUUUUUGGGGCUCCAGGUUGGUCCCCACCGGGGUGAGGAGCAUCCGACCCCGUGGGCGAGCUGGGUUUGUCCCGAGGCCAUCGCCGCCGUUCGGAGUUGCUGGGGGGGGUUUCGUGGCUCCCGUUCGUGCAGCGUCCGACACGCACAGUGUCGUGGUGCUGUUGCCAGCGGGGCGUCUCGUUGUCCGCUUGAGAGCCGUAGCUCUGCUCAGAAAGCCCAAAGGUGCCGAGAUUUGGAGCUUUUCUGCGGUUCGUUAGUCGAGGUGAUGUAGAAAAAAAAAUGUGUUAUUUAAAUAAUAAAUGUCUCGCAAAAGAG
This is a messenger RNA of Aquila chrysaetos chrysaetos, 2593 nucleotides long. It is a transcript of the gene PTGER2, whose product is annotated as prostaglandin E receptor 2. Gene Ontology annotation, biological process: positive regulation of cytosolic calcium ion concentration; cellular response to prostaglandin E stimulus; adenylate cyclase-activating G protein-coupled receptor signaling pathway. The transcript is spliced from 2 exons. Bases 28 to 1125 code for a protein of 365 amino acids. Lineage: Eukaryota; Metazoa; Chordata; Aves; Accipitriformes; Accipitridae. Gene Ontology annotation, molecular function: prostaglandin E receptor activity. Gene Ontology annotation, cellular component: plasma membrane. The record is from RefSeq and is a predicted model, not a curated record.